GUUUUGGAAUGAAUACCAUUCCAGAAUGAUAUAUUCCGAAGAAAAUGAUCUUUACAAAAACAAAUUUAAGUUUGUUAUUUUUAUUAAGAAACUCGUUACAAGAUCAGAUUACUCCGUUUCCGGGUAAUAAAGCUCAUGUUUAGAUAUUAAACCCGGUUCUUAACGCGUAACCAAGCCUUCCUGACACUAUCACGCUAUCAAAACAGGGUGCUCGCAACCGCGAUGCUUCAUCUAAAACACCGCCUGCCCACCAUGUCCACUACCGCCGCCGCCAUGUUGUCUUCUUCUUCAUCUUCAUCUUCUGUAUUACUCAGAAACCCUAGAUUACCAAUAUCAUCGAAUUUCAAUUACUUCGGUAGUGUAAAAUCCUGCAACCGCCUUUCUCUUUGCAGUCGCUUAUCCAAAAUUUCACUUCGUUGUUUCGCUUCGUCUUCUACCACCGCUAUGGAUAAAAUCCCCGUUCUCAAUCCCAUUGUUGAGAUGGACGGUGACGAAAUGACGAGGAUCAUAUGGCAGAUGAUUAAAGACAAGCUCAUUUUUCCGUACAUAGAUUUGGAUAUUAAGUAUUUUGAUUUGGGAAUAUUGAAUCGUGAUGCUACAGAUGAUGAAGUUACUGUAGAAAGCGCCCAUGCCGCUCUGAAGUAUAAUGUUGCUGUAAAAUGUGCUACAAUCACACCUGAUGAGACAAGAGUCAAGGAAUUUGGAUUGAAGUCCAUGUGGAGGAGUCCCAAUGGCACAAUCAGGAAUAUUUUAGAUGGGACGGUUUUUCGAGAGCCUAUUAUGUGCAAGAAUGUUCCUAGAAUUGUCCCAGGGUGGACGAAACCGAUUUGUAUUGGUAGGCAUGCAUUUGGCGACCAGUAUCGCGCUACAGAUGCAGUCAUUAAAGGGCCAGGAAAACUCAAGAUGGUUUUUGUCCCAGAGAAUGGUGAAACUCCCAUGGAGCUUGAUGUUUUUGACUUUAAAGGUCCUGGCAUUGCACUUGCAAUGUAUAAUGUUGAUGAGUCUAUCCGUUCGUUUGCUGAAUCAUCAAUGUCAAUGGCACUCUCAAAGAGAUGGCCUUUAUAUCUGAGCACCAAAAAUACUAUUUUGAAGAAAUAUGACGGGAGGUUUAAGGAUAUCUUUCAAGAGGUAUAUGAGAAGAGUUGGAAGGAGAAAUUUGAAGAACAUUCAAUAUGGUAUGAACAUCGAUUGAUUGAUGACAUGGUGGCUUAUGCCCUAAAAAGUGAUGGUGGGUAUGUUUGGGCAUGCAAGAACUAUGAUGGAGAUGUCCAAAGUGAUUUACUAGCUCAAGGAUUUGGUUCUCUGGGCCUCAUGACAUCAGUUUUGCUAUCAUCAGAUGGUAAAACACUAGAAGCUGAGGCAGCCCAUGGGACAGUAACACGUCAUUUUAGGCAACACCAAAAGGGAAAUGAAACCAGCACAAACAGUAUUGCCUCAAUUUUUGCAUGGACAAGAGGACUUCAACAUCGAGCCAAGUUGGAUAAAAACGAACGAUUAGCGGAUUUUGUUACAAAGCUAGAGACCUCGUGUGUUGAGACUGUUGAGUCUGGAAAGAUGACAAAGGAUCUUGCCAUUCUAAUCCAUGGACCCAAGGCAUCAAGGGAGUUCUACUUGAACACUGAGGAGUUCAUUGAUGCUGUUGCUCAAAAUCUCAACUCUAAGCUUCAACCUCUUGCAGCCAGUUCAUUAAAGUAAAAUACAGUGGUGAGUGGUGGUCUUUGUUUGGGUUGAUUAAUUUCUGCCAACAAAGUCAUUCAUUGCCUAUGACUCACUUCUAUGAAAAUGGAUAACCAACACCUUCAACAAAACAUACGAAACAAAACGAUUGUUCUUUUCUCAACAAAAUAAUUUUUCUUUGCACAGAAAAAUGAUUGUUAACGAGUUGGUUUUGUAACAAACUGUUAACGAGUUGGUUUAGCACAGAAAUGUUUAUUCAAUUAUUUCUUUUAGGAAAAAUGAUUAUUUGCAAUGAUGGGAUGAGAUUGAUUUCUUUUGUACAUACAAGAGAUUUAGAGCUGGCCCUCUCCCACCUUUUUUGGUGGGGAAAAAUUGCAAUUUUUUUCCCUGUUCAAUUCAAGGUAUGGUUGGCAUUCAUGCUGGGUUUGGGUGACCAAUUUAAUUAAACGACUUAGAGAUUUUCAACCCAACUAAUCAUUUUUUUCUUCCAACGUAGUCAGUUAUGUAAAAGUGUUGGACUUGGUUUGACAUAUUUAAAUUUAUCAUUUAUAUCACAUAAAAAAUCUUAGACUUUAUUAAAUCAAAACCAUUGUUCAGGAAAAAAAAGCAAAUACAGUUUAAUUGUCAAAAUAACAUUUUGUUCUUGAACCCUUUUAAUUUAUGAGAUAAGACAAUAU
Molecule: messenger RNA, 2354 nt
Organism: Lactuca saligna
Lineage: Eukaryota; Viridiplantae; Streptophyta; Magnoliopsida; Asterales; Asteraceae
Source: the annotation of a GenBank genome assembly